AUGGAGGAGGAGGCGGAGGCCGAGGCCCCGGUGCACCCCGGGGAGUCCCCUGUGGAGGCAGAGGGCCCGGGGCCCGUCGCGGAGGAGCAGGCGGCCGGAGAGGAGAGGCCGGAGGAGGCCGGGGGCGAGAGCCCCCUUGAGAAGCCGUCGGGGGAAGAGGCUGCCGCGGAGGAGGGGGCGGCAGAGCCUGAACACAGGGCGGGCACGGAGCCUCCUUCCCCGGCCGCUGAGGGAAGCCCCGAGGCAGAGGCGGGAGCCGCCCCAGAGGCGCCCACCAGCGCUAGCUUCACGGAGGGCGAGGCCGAGGAGCCGCCCCCGCUGCAGGUGGGGGAAGUGCUAAGCCCCCAGGAGAGCUGGGGGGAGGGGCGGCCCAGCCUGCCCCUGCUGGAGCUGGGCAGCCCCACCGACGAGGAGGAGGAGGAGGAAGAGGAAGGGGAGGAGGAGGCGGCGGCGGCGGAGCAGCGGCGGCGCGCGGAGCUGACCGAGCAGUACCGGCUCCUGCUGGCCGAGCGCGAGCGCACGCGCCAGUACAACGGGCACCUGCAGUUCAAGCUGUACGAGCUCUUCCGCAAGAAGGGCGAGGAGCCGCCCCGCGCGGAGCUGGAGGAGCUGGUCUCCGACAAGGAGCAGCGCUACACCCGCUACCUGGCCAUGCUGGAGGAGCUGAGGAGCCAGCUGGCCCAGCAGCGGGCAUGGUACCAGCUCCAGCUAGACGACCUGGAGCAGCGCUGCACGGAGAAGCUGGACCAGGUGAACGCCGACUGGCUCGCCUUCCAGGCCUGCAAGAAGGAAGUGACCCUCUUCACCCUGGGGCGCCAGCUGGGGGGGAAGGAAGCUGCCAUUAAGGAGGUGGAGCACAUCCAAGCCAAGGAGCAGCGUAAAGAGAACGAGAUGAGUGAGGUCCGCCUGGAAAACAUCAAGCUGCAGCAUAAGAUUGAAAAGCUUGAAGCAAGCCUGAAAGCUCAAGAGGAGCUGGCAGAAGGACUGCACCUGAUAGACUUUGAGCAGCUGAAGAUAGAGAACCAGACCUACAAUGAGAAAAUUGAGGAGCGCAAUGAAGAGCUUCUCAAGCUCCGGAACAAGAUCACUAAUACAGUGCAAGUCCUGACCCAGCUCAAAGAAAAACUCCAGUUUGUAGAAGCUCAGAAUCAAGACCAAAGGGCCCAGCUGAUGGAGACUGAGACACUGGUGGCCCAGAAAAGAGAGAUUCUGACCAAAACCAAACAGGCUAGGGAUAGUUUACGGGUACACAACUUGAAGUUGCGACAGAAGUGUGGGCUUCUCGGAAGUGAGGCACUGCUGCAGGACUUUGAGAACAAGGUGGAUGCUGCUGAAGUACUAAGUCAGCGGCUGGAGAUGCUGAAACGUCACCAUGCUGGACUCACCCUUACUUGCAAAGCCGUAAAGAAAAAAAUCAAGGAAGCAAAAUCCUUUCUACCAGGAUGA
Molecule: messenger RNA, 1446 nt
Organism: Emys orbicularis (European pond turtle)
Lineage: Eukaryota; Metazoa; Chordata; Testudines; Emydidae
Gene: CFAP184
Product: cilia and flagella associated protein 184
Exons: 2
Coding region: 1-1446 (481 amino acids)
Biological process (GO): cilium assembly
Cellular component (GO): axoneme; ciliary basal body
Source: RefSeq, a predicted model, not a curated record